AUGGGUGAGAACUGCGUCGAAGAUUUUCAACAGCCUCGCCUCGAAGCAGUUGCAUUUACAGGGCCUGAUGCCAAGCAAGUCAUUACCUCAAGCGACAACAGCACUUCCAAUUGCUGGCCCACGCUGCCCAAGACGAAGAACCUGAUCAAGGUAUUCGAGUACGAUCAUGUCGCUCAACUCAACCAGACGGUACCCUGGUUGGGUUAUACGCCUCUCAUUAACGUACUUGCCCCUGUUGGCAAUAACACGGACAAGGAUGUGGAGGUCAAUUUGGCAUGCAUGAAGAUUGUGGAUUCGGAUGAUUUCAGUCUGGGCACAGCGAUCAACGGCAGCAGAACGGACGAGGGGGAUGGCAAGGAAGGAUCAGCUGCCACGGUCAAGACUGAUUCGAUAAGUGUCGCCUCGUUCGUCAGUACUUGGAUAGUCGCAUUGGUUUGA
Aureobasidium melanogenum CBS 110374 is the source of this 438-nucleotide messenger RNA. RefSeq lists its product as uncharacterized. Lineage: Eukaryota; Fungi; Ascomycota; Dothideomycetes; Dothideales; Saccotheciaceae. The transcript has 2 exons. Bases 1 to 438 code for a protein of 145 amino acids. The record is from RefSeq and is a predicted model, not a curated record.